Molecule: messenger RNA, 336 nt
Organism: Ostertagia ostertagi
Lineage: Eukaryota; Metazoa; Nematoda; Chromadorea; Rhabditida; Trichostrongylidae
Source: the annotation of a GenBank genome assembly
AUGAAAUUGUCAAUGCGUUCUAUGUAUUGGUCUAUGUUUGAUUCACCACUAGGGAAAUAUGGCUACACUCUGAUGUUUUUGGACGAAGCUAAGGGAACCAUGCAAGGGAUCAUGUUGAUGUCCGGAAGUCUAGCUCGUACUCUCGGACCACUACUAGUGUCUUGGUUAUUUCAAGUUCACGGUCCUCUUCCUGUAUGGGGCAUAGAGUUGGGUACACUGGGCGCUACACUGCUGUUGUGGCUGAUCUUCUAUCGGCGACUUGUCCCGCUGAAAAUCCGCGAACUGAAGUGCGGUGAAUACAUGAAAUAUCCGGACGGAGUCAAGUAUCGCAUGUGA